Messenger RNA from Aspergillus ochraceoroseus IBT 24754, 1099 nucleotides. Its product is annotated as SAP18 family protein. The record is from RefSeq and is a predicted model, not a curated record. Gene Ontology annotation, biological process: negative regulation of DNA-templated transcription. The coding region runs from base 172 to 1008 and encodes 278 amino acids. Lineage: Eukaryota; Fungi; Ascomycota; Eurotiomycetes; Eurotiales; Aspergillaceae. Gene Ontology annotation, cellular component: nucleus. Gene Ontology annotation, molecular function: transcription corepressor activity; transcription factor binding. The transcript has a single exon.
CACAGUCCCAAUUCUCCAUAUUUGUCCCAACCCACCUUCAUUCCCCAACAAUGAUAUAGAGGAAGUUCUAUUUUUCGAGCUCAACUUCAACUCAAAGCAUACCUCAUAAACGUCGCAAUACACCACACGCUUAAAAAAAAAAAAAAUAUUCUCCAGCUCCGCGUGCCCAUCAUGGCCGCGGCCGCUCGAGAUGCGCCGAAGCCCAAAAUCGACCGACAAUCGACCACCCCCUUCCACCUCAAGCUCUUCUACCGAUUAAACUCCUUCCAUCUCCUCUCUGACUUCGCAGCGCCAUCUUCUUCAGCGGCGCCGUACAGCGGCCCCGUGAGCGGGCCAAAUGCCAUUCGCCCUGGCUCCCCUCCCCCACCACCCUCUUCUCUCCCUACACAUCUUCAAAUCUACACCUGGCAAUCAUGCACGUUACGCGAGCUCUCGCAGCUCCUCACCUCCGCACUGCCAUCGUUUCUACCGGAUCCACCCAUCGGAACCCGACUAUGCUUCCGUCUCAUCUACCCCGACACGAAAGGGGCCGCGAUGAUGGGGCCCGACGCGCGAGGCCGGUAUCUUAGCAAGGACCUGGGAAGCGUUGUGAUCGGAGCCAGAGAAAGCAAGGAAGAUGAAUCAAGAAAUGGCGGUACAGCGCGCACAGGUCCGUUCCGACUGCAGGGGAAUGAGGCGGACAAAACGCUGCAGGAGGCGCGGUUCGUGAUUGGAGAUUAUGUGGACUGCGCAAUUCUACCGCCGCUGGAGGACGGAUCGGUCGCGCCACCAUUAAGUGGCGGUAGGGGUGCCGGGAGCUCAACUAUCGGCGGUGGCAUGCGCGCAUUCCGUGAUAAUGGGUUUGGCGGUGGGAGUGGUGGUCGGCCUGGUGGACGUGGAGGGAGAGGAGGAGGAGGAGGAGGUGAUCGAGGGAUUCCUCCCGGUGACUGGAGACGAGGCGAACGGGUACCGGAAGGUGGACGGGGAUAUGGCGGACCCUCUGGGAGGAGAGGAUGGGCACCUUAUUAGUCUCUGUUCUCCUGUUCUUGUCCCUGAUUGUUUCUCCCAGGAUUAUGUACUACUAGCAACAAGGAGUUCCGGACCAAGAAGGGAUGUCCGG